CGGCCUUCUCUCGGCCUUUCUUUCCCCGUUAGCGGUGAAGGUGCAACAGUAAUCGGUCGUCCCGAGCCCGGGUUCAUCCGACACCCUCACCAACCAGCUGAACUGAGCUCAACCUCCGCAGCAGCAACAUGCCUCCUAAAUUCGACCCCAACGAGAUUAAAGUUGUGUACAUGAGGUGCACAGGAGGAGAAGUCGGCGCCACCUCAGCUUUGGCCCCCAAGAUCGGACCUCUGGGUCUGUCUCCCAAGAAGGUGGGUGACGACAUCGCGAAGGCCACCGGCGACUGGAAGGGCCUGAGGAUCACCGUGAAGCUGACCAUCCAGAACAGGCAGGCAGCGAUCGAGGUGGUUCCUUCUGCCUCAGCUCUGAUCAUCAAGGCUCUGAAGGAGCCUCCCCGUGACAGGAAGAAGGUCAAGAACAUUAAGCACAGCGGCAGCGUGACCUUCGACGAGAUCGUCGGCAUCGCCCGCGUCAUGAGGCCUCGCUCCAUCGCCAGGGAGCUCUCCGGAACCAUCAAGGAGAUCCUGGGAACCGCUCAGUCCGUCGGCUGCACCAUCGACGGGCGCCACCCCCACGAUGUCAUCGAUGACAUCAACAGCGGCAAAGUGGAGUGCCCGUCUGACUGAACAGGACGCCAAUAAAGAGGAGAAAAACAGAAA
Messenger RNA from Stegastes partitus (bicolor damselfish), 659 nucleotides. It is a transcript of the gene rpl12, whose product is annotated as ribosomal protein L12. NCBI's taxonomy places the organism in Eukaryota, Metazoa, Chordata, Actinopteri, Pomacentridae. The record is from RefSeq and is a predicted model, not a curated record. The coding region runs from base 129 to 626 and encodes 165 amino acids. Gene Ontology annotation, cellular component: cytosolic large ribosomal subunit; ribosome. Gene Ontology annotation, molecular function: large ribosomal subunit rRNA binding; structural constituent of ribosome. Gene Ontology annotation, biological process: translation. The transcript is spliced from 6 exons.